CUGUUGAGAGACGCCGCGCCAUGUUACAAUGUAACACUCAGCACUGCUGUUGCUUCAGCUACUGGUACAAUGUAACAGAACCGUGAACGGAGACGCGAGCUGAGAAAGUCACCGAUCCCGAUGUGUCGAUCAAAGGAGUGGGGAAUGCGUUAUUAUUUCCCCGAGAAAUCUCUUCAGUAGCCCUAGUGGUCCACUCACUGGAUUGUUAGGUGUCGUCGCUUAUUGGUUUUACAGAAUUGGGUUUAUGUUGGAUUAUUUGAACCCGGAGGCCCCGUUGAGUUGACUGUGUGUGCUGGGCUGGGCUGGAGUGGGUCGGUAUGGGGUUGCUGCUGGUCUGAGCAGGGGUCUCCGCUACUUCGCCUUGGGUAUCUUUCGAAAUAAGAUUCACUUAUAAAACUGGACACCCCUGGAGCAGUUUAUGACGACCCUGGUUGGACCGUAAUGACCGCACGCUUCCGGUUGCCCGCAGGCAGAUCCUACAAUGUCCGGGCGACGGAGCUGGCACGCGACAGGCAGCGUACCGAAGUGGUCUGCAACGUUCUUCUUUUGGACAACACUGUCCAGCCUUUUAAAGUCAAUAAGCACGAUCAAGGACAGAUCCUUCUGGACGCUGUCUUUAAGCACCUGGAACUGACCGAGAGAGACUAUUUUGGGUUACACCUGGCCGAUGAUUCCUCUGACAGCCCGAGGUGGCUGGAUCCAAAUAAACCCACAAGGAAGCAAUUAAAAAGGGGCUCCCCGCAUCACUUGAACUUCCGGGUGAAAUUUUAUGUGAGUGACCCCAACAAACUUCAGGAAGAAUACACACGGUACCUGUAUUUUCUGCAGAUUAAGCAGGACAUACUCAGUGGAAGACUGCCCUGUCCGCACAAUACUGCCGCACUUCUGGCAUCGUACGCUGUUCAGUCUGAGGUGGGCGAUUACAGUGAAGCAGAGAAUUCGCCGGGAUACCUUUUGGAAUGUUGCUUCAUCCCCAACCAGCCGCAGGGUUUCGAAAAAGACGUCACCAAACAUCACCAGCAACACAGUGGUCUUACACCAGCACAGUCUGAAUUCAACUACCUGAACACUGCACGGACGCUGGACCUCUAUGGAGUGGAGCUGCACUAUGCAAGGGAUCAAAGCAACACAGAGAUUUUCAUAGGGUUGAUCUCAACUGGCAUAGCCAUCUACAAGAACAGGGUACGAAUCAACUACUUUCCAUGGUUGAUGAUUGUGAAAAUAUCUUUUAAAUGCAAACAGUUCUUCAUCCAGCUGAGAAAAGAGGCGAAUGACACGAGAGAUACUAUGCUGGGUUUUAACAUGAUGAACUACAGAGCCUGUAAGAACCUCUGGAAGGCCUGUGUUGAACAUCAUACCUUUUUUCGGCUCGACCAUCCUGUUCCCCCGCAGAAGAACUUCUUCUCCCACUACUUCGGUUUAGGCUCCAAAUUCCAUUACUGCGGGAGGACGGAAGCACAAUCUGUUCAGUACGGGAAAGAAAAGGGAGUUAAAGACAGAGUGUUUGCAAGGUCUCCCAGCAAGCCUCUGGGCAGGACGUUGAUGGGUCUGACAGACUGGGAAGCAGUGAGCAGGACCUCACUGUCUGAAGAAAGGCUGGAGACCCGCAGUUUACCCACCCGCUCACCCCCUGGGACGCCCAACCAUAGAAACUGCUUGUUUGUACAAGAGUGUCCCCGGCUCCGGCCUUCCUCCAUGGGUCACCUGGUGGAUCAUGUCAUCCAUGCCUCACCCAGCCUCCCAGUGUUUUCCAAUCACAAAUCGGCCUUGUCUACACAAGCCAACAGUAUCAGUCUAGAGUCUACCCCGUCUCCAGAAGGUGUUGAAGGCCCGCCACCCGCCCUCCCUCCCAAACAGUCCCGGAAGAACCUGAGCCAACUUAUACUGUCCCACUCACAACAGGACUUAGACAACCACAUCAACGAAAUGUAUGAUGUCCCCAUAGCAACAGACAAGACUACGCCCAAUGGAGUCGUUCCUCAUGACAAUCUUGUCCUGAUCAAGAUGAAACCAGAUGAGAAUGGAAGAUUUGGGUUUAAUGUGAAGGGUGGCUCUGAUCAAAAGAUGCCCAUUAUUGUGUCUCGGGUAGCACCUGGAACAUCGGCUGAUUUGUGUGUGCCUCGUCUAAAUGAGGGCGAUCAGAUCGUUCUGAUCAACGGUAGAGAUAUUUCAGAGCACACGCAUGAUCAGGUGGUCAUGUUUAUUAAGGCCAGCUGUGAGAGCCACUCAGUGGAGCUCAUGCUGUUGGUGCGGCCCAAUGCUAUCUAUGAUGUUGUCGAGGAGAAAAUGGAGUCUGAGCCUGAUUUUCAGUACAUCCCCGAGAAAUCUCCCACAGAUGCCUCUCAGCUGGACCAGGAUGCUUGGAAGGAGUCUAUGCUGCAGCUGAAAGAGGGUCUUAACAGUGGUACUUUACUGGCCCAUUUUGAUCAACUUUACCGGAAAAGGCCCGGAAUGACAAUGUCCUGUGCCAAAUUACCUCAGAAUAUUUCCAAAAACCGCUACAGAGACAUCUCACCCUAUGAUGCAACCCGAGUCAUCCUUAAUGGCACAGAUGACUAUAUCAAUGCAAAUUACAUCAAUAUGGAAAUCCCUGCCUCCAGUCUCAUAAACCGCUAUAUAGCCUGUCAGGGGCCGCUGCCCAACACGUGCCCUGAUUUCUGGCAGAUGACGUGGGAGCAGGGAUCCUCGAUGGUGGUCAUGCUCACCACUCAAGUUGAGCGAGGACGUGUGAAGUGCCAUCAGUACUGGCCAAACCCCUCAGGUAGUGCUACAUACGGAGACUUUCAGGUUUCCUGCAAAACGGAGGAGGGAAACUUGGCUUUCUUGGUUAGAGAGAUGACUCUUACUCAUAUUGAGAGUGGGGAGGACAGGGAGUUGACCCAGAUCCAAUACCUAGCAUGGCCAGAUCACGGUGUACCAGACGACUCAACAGAUUUCCUGGAUUUUGUGGCUCUGGUUCGGAGUAAACGAGCUGGAAAGGAUGAGCCUGUUGUGGUCCACUGCAGUGCUGGGAUAGGCCGGACAGGAGUUCUCAUCACCAUGGAAACGGCAAUAUGUCUGAUGGAAUGUAGUCAGCCUGUGAAUCCGCUGGACAUCGUGAGAACCAUGAGAGAUCAGAGAGCCAUGAUGAUUCAGACACCUGGCCAGUUCAAGUUUGUGUGCGAGGCCAUACUGAAAGUUUACGAGGAGGGACCGGUGAGACCACUCAAGUCCACGCUGUACGAAUCAAACUAAUGUGAUGCCAGCUUUUCCUAAACAUUAUGCUGAAGUUCACUGACGAGACCUUCUCCAUGCGAUGACAUCACAGAGCACUGGAGAAGUUUCUCGAGUCAGGAACACGGGACAUAAACCAAGCACUGCUGCACUUUAGGCUGAGAAAAAAGACAUUAUGCCAAGCUUUAAUGAGGAGAGAAAAAGGACAAAAAACUAACAAAGGUGAAGUUGGUACUUGCUGGGACUUUGAGUGUUCAGGGUUUUAACAAAUAUAUAUGUUAACAAUGAAUAUAGUGGAGAUUUAUGGUGCCAUAUGUAAGUGUGUAAGGGCAGGCCCGUGAAUGAAUGAGUUUUUAUAUGUGGUCACCUCCAUUAUUUCAGAAACAAAACAAACACAAGACAAUUCACAUCCAGGCCUGUGCUGCAGAUGAACAGUUGUUUUUUAUUUGGGAUAUUUAUUGUUUUAAUCUUAAUGUUGAGCCCUGCCUAUUGAUCAAGACUAACUACUUACAAAUCAAGAUCUGCAUUUCUUACGACAAUGCUAAUGGAUCAUGUUUUCAGCUGGCUUUGUUCUCUUUUUUUAGCAGUGAGUGAAAUUAACUUUUAUUUAUUGUGCUAACUCAUCACUAAGCUAAAAUCAAUGCUGUCAACAGGGAUUUAAAAGCACUUUGUGUGUUUUCAAAGUGCUCUGUGGCUGCAGUAUAUACAGUAGCAUUGAAUCCAGCCUGACUCUGUCAGAAUGCAAAAUAUUUACCAGGCGUUACUUAUCAGUUUGGUCUCAGAUGGUUAAGGAAUAGUUCAUUUACUCACAUUCGGACUUUCUUCAAUGGAACACAAAAGUUUAAAAGGAAUCGCGCAGUUCUCUUCCCUUCAAUGUAAGCAUACAGAACUAAAAAAAGAACAAUUUUAUAAAAAAUAACUAUUAAAGUAGCCCAAAUGAUUUAUUUUAUUCCAUCAAAUCCUCUGAAGCCAUAAGUUUCAUGUGAGGAACAGACUGAAAUUUUAAUUAUUACUGAAAAUGUUUCUCUCUGACAAAAGCUCUCAAAUCUCAUUUUUAUGUCAAGCUUUACAGUAAAUGUAUAUAUUUGGCAGACGCUUUUAUCCAAAGUGCUAUCCACUUUUUAUCCAUAAUUUGAACACAAAGUGGGUGUUUCCACUGCUAGCAUUGCCUGGUUUUCUUCAGGAUAUGAGAAGCAAUAGCAUUUGAUGGUGUUUUGUGUUAAAUUUGCCUUAAUGCAUCCUAACAAGCCAAGUUUGCAUAUAUAAAUGCUCAAAUGAGAUCUACAAGCUUUGGUAGAGAAGACAAUUUUAGUGAGUUGUAAAUUUCAUUCUCUUCCAAAGCUAUCCAGUCAAUAGAGUGGGACAAGUGGGAUAUUUCCUCACACCCUAUGGUAACUUCCUUCCACAGGCUUGAAACCUGAUGUGUCCAUCAUAGUGGCACUCUUAUGCACAUGCAGAACACCCCUCCAUCUAACAUGCCAUUAACAAAUUGACUGUCCUUUGUGUAUGAGUGUGUGUUGAGUUAUUGCUGUAUGUUUCUCCUCUCUUUGUCUGUCAGUAUCUUUUAACAACAUACUGUACUAUACUGAUAAUUGUUUAUACGCGAUAGCCAAAUUCACAUUCAGGUUUCACCUAGGCCUGGCUUAUUGUGUUUAUUCCUUUGAGCCCUACAUUUAUGACAGGACUUGUGUUUAGAAGCAAUCAAAUCCAACACUGCACAGUAAAAUCGCCAGUGUUAAAAAUGUCAAAUUAACACUCACAGUGUAUAUAUAAUCCACACUCUCAAAGUGUGGAUUAUAUAAACAAUGUGAGAGUUAAUUUGACCCUUUUUAACACUGGCGAUUUUGCUGUGGUUUAAAUACAAAAUAACAUUGCCCUCUAAUAUGUUUGCUGAGAUCUUAAACAUAAAAUUAGGGACCCAUUCACAGGUCAUCUCUAGUUGAAUGGUGAGUUGAAUUAGUCCACGCCUAUACUCUUUGUAAGGUACUAUAUAAUUUUACAGGCAAGCAACUGUCAUUUCUUUGUGGUCAUACUUGCUGGAGAAACUAGGUUUUAGGACCAAAUAAUUACCUUUUAUGAUCAUCAUGCAACAUAUCAGUAAAAUAAUAGAUUUUACCAAAAGAUUAUAUUCAGAAACAAAUCAUGCAGUUUGGGAGAAACUAAUCCUUGUGGUGAUAGACAGCACUUUUACAACAUAGACAUACAAGUACAAAGUGGUGUUAACAUUUUCUUUGCUGCAAAUAAAAGGAAGGUCAAGUUGUUCCACUUGCCCAUUUUUAUGAAAAUAUUAUAAAGUGUAAAUACAAUGUUGUAUAUUAAAAAGAAAAUCUUUA
Messenger RNA from Triplophysa rosa, 5546 nucleotides. It is a transcript of the gene ptpn4a, whose product is annotated as protein tyrosine phosphatase non-receptor type 4a. The coding region runs from base 442 to 3234 and encodes 930 amino acids. The transcript has 27 exons. NCBI's taxonomy places the organism in Eukaryota, Metazoa, Chordata, Actinopteri, Cypriniformes, Nemacheilidae. Gene Ontology annotation, cellular component: cytoplasmic side of plasma membrane; cytoplasm; cytoskeleton. Gene Ontology annotation, biological process: protein dephosphorylation. The record is from RefSeq and is a predicted model, not a curated record. Gene Ontology annotation, molecular function: cytoskeletal protein binding; protein tyrosine phosphatase activity.